Funneliformis geosporum is the source of this 365-nucleotide messenger RNA. The record is from the annotation of a GenBank genome assembly. NCBI's taxonomy places the organism in Eukaryota, Fungi, Glomeromycota, Glomeromycetes, Glomerales, Glomeraceae.
AAAAAAAUGAAACUGAUGAGUAUCUAAAACAGCAGUUAAUUAUUCACCAAUCUCAGUUAGAAAGUGGUCAAAAAAGAACAAAAGAACUAAAGGAGGAUUUAGAUAAAAUGAGAAAAGAACUAUUAGGGGGAGGAACUAAUUUAAUGAAUUUAUUAGGCUUAGAUAAAUUAAAAACUACUGAUAAGAUUAUGAUUAUUGAUCUAAAAACCAAACUCGGCGAAACUACUGAGCAAUUAGAAAACAAAGUAAAAGAAUUUAGCCCUUAUUACACUAAUUUAGAACCUUACCAAAGAGGCUUAAUUUUAAUUGGCUUAACUCUUUUUCUUAUUUUAGUUAUCUACUGGCUAACUAAAUCAGAUAAGAAA